UCUCUCUCUCACGCGCUGCGCUGCGCCCUCUCGCUCUCCUUGUGUCUCUUCCUUCCUCCCUGUUUGCCAGCUGCCCUCCCUCGUCAUCUUCUAGCCACCAUGAGCACCAGAUAACCGCCUGCAGGCUUUCCACACACAUCAUGGGUUGCUGCCUCUGUAAAAGUCACAAAGAGCUCUAUCCCCUGACAGUGCUACACGAGGGUCAUCCUCCAAUCUCCGCCAAGGAUGAGCAGGCUCCAUCAAAUGGCCGAGCAGCAGAGAAAAGCAACCAUUACAACAUUGGCGAGCUUGCCACGUCCUCUUUGUUAGGUCUGGUGGCCACCAUAAAGGAGCACAUCACCAAGCCCACGGCUAUGGCUCAAGGGCGAGUGGCUCACCUGAUUGAGUGGAAAGGCUGGGGAGGAGGCGGCGGCGCCGAGGCCCGGGCGGGCGGCGGCGGUUGGAGCAGAGGCUGGGCGCAAGGAGGCGGAAGUCGGGGCCCUGAGGAAGAUGAACAAUUUUACUCUCAAAUGACGGAUGAGAUCAAGGAAGCUCGCUUUGCUGCCGGAGUAGCGGAGCAGUUUGCCUUGGCUGAGGCCGCUAUGAGUUUUUGGUCCUCGAACGACUGCUUUGAGCAACCUUCGACUAGCUUGCAAGGGGCAUCAAGGAGCCACCUGUUGUCUCACUUCCUGUUGGAUGACGCGAGCAUGGCCACGCCCCAGUACCUGCACAGCAUCCACACCGAGACGCAUGGCGACAGCCAGCUCGGCGGCCCGGUCGCCCCAGAAGCGCCCACCGUGGCCUCCGUUAAACGGCAGGACCGAAAUUCGACCAGCGAAGAUAAAUGCAGCGGAGUCACGGCUGAGGCUGCUGCUGUGCGACACAUAGACAGCAGCUCAUUGUCUGAGGAUGAUGUGUUUUAUAAUUAAACACCUUCACAUUCUAAUCACAGCGGUGCCCCUGUGAGCAGGAAUUGGAGACACAAGUGCUCGAUGGUGCCAUUGAACUCAAUUGAACAGUUUAGCAAGUCGUCAAUAUCAAUCUAACUAUCAAACUAAACGUAAGAGAAUGACCGAUUGGUGGUGACCUGAGACCGGGCAACUGUGAUGUCAUUUUUAGUUGCUAGCAAAUGGCUGAAUUGUGCCGCU
Molecule: messenger RNA, 1127 nt
Organism: Syngnathus acus (greater pipefish)
Lineage: Eukaryota; Metazoa; Chordata; Actinopteri; Syngnathiformes; Syngnathidae
Gene: fam131c
Product: family with sequence similarity 131 member C
Exons: 6
Coding region: 141-908 (255 amino acids)
Source: RefSeq, a predicted model, not a curated record